Folsomia candida is the source of this 1518-nucleotide messenger RNA. RefSeq names its product protein YIF1B (gene Yif1). Gene Ontology annotation, biological process: endoplasmic reticulum to Golgi vesicle-mediated transport. The coding region runs from base 161 to 1111 and encodes 316 amino acids. The record is from RefSeq and is a predicted model, not a curated record. Gene Ontology annotation, cellular component: COPII-coated ER to Golgi transport vesicle; endoplasmic reticulum-Golgi intermediate compartment; Golgi membrane. The transcript is spliced from 7 exons. Lineage: Eukaryota; Metazoa; Arthropoda; Collembola; Entomobryomorpha; Isotomidae.
ACUAUUGUGAGCUGUCACACAACACAUACUUGACCCUUAUCAAUUGUAGAUAAGCUCCGUAUCACUACUACUCGACUGUUAUCUGAGGCUCUUACGUAAUAGGUGGGUUUAGUGAGGUGUCAGUUGUCUCCAAAUUUCAAAAUUGAACUGGGUUUAAGAGAUGUACAGUGACCAUCAAGACUACUACGGAGGAGCGUAUGGACCAGACGGUGGUUACGGGAAUUAUGGUCCACCUAACGGUCAGAAUCAGCAGCAGCAGUCGUAUGGAUAUGGAGGUGACCCAAAUCAAGGGUACGGUCAGUACGGCCAACAACAACAGCAACAUGGGGGAUACCCACCUCCUCCUGGAGGCGGUGGAUUUCCAGGAAUGAUGGGUGGUCAGAUGCCCUUUACGCCAAUAAUGGCCGACUUUGCAAAGCACUACGGCGAGAAUUUAGUUGACCAAGGCAAAACGAUGGUGGAUGAAAAACUUCAAAAGUUUGUAUCCGUUUCCAAGCUCAAAUACUACUUUGCGGUGGACACGGCGUACGUCAUGAAGAAAAUAGGACUCCUCUUUUUCCCAUUCACCCAUAAAGACUGGUCCAUACAUUACGAUAAGAACGAGGAUGACGCUGUGCAGCCAAGAUUUGAAGUCAACGCUCCAGACUUAUAUAUUCCACUCAUGGCUUUCAUUACGUACAUUUUGAUAGCUGGUGUGUCUCUAGGAAUGCAACAAAAAUUUACCCCAGAACUUUUGGGCAUUCAAUGCAGUUCGGCUCUAGGAUGGUUAAUUUUAGAACUGAUGAUUUUUACUGGAUGUACAUACAUAAUUCAAACCGAUCUGAAGGUGUUUGACUUGCUAACGUUCUGUGCGUAUAAGUUUGUCGGCAUGAUUUUUGUCCUGGCGUCGUCCUUGGUGCUGAGCAAGACUGGUUACUACUCUGCCUUGGGAUAUUUUAGUCUCUCCUUGUCUGUCUUCCUGAUACGAACAUUGAAGAAGCAAAUCUACAGCGUAACAACUCAUGAACAUGUCAUGUCUGGAAAUAAAAGACGUCUCUACUUUCUCCUCACAUUGGCUGGUGUCCAACCUCUGUUAAUGUGGUGGCUAACAUAUCAUCUUACCAAGUGGUAGUGAAUUAAAGCAAUACAAGAAAAAUUUUAUUCGGACAGCCACGGGGAACGUGUUUUAAUCAUCAACAUAUUAUGUAAAACAAUUGCUAUUAUCCAACCAAUCAUACAUGUUAGUUUAGUCAAAAACCAAUGAUAUUUUGUAAGUGGCUGAGAUUAAUCUCAUCGGAAUGCGUACUUAUAGUGUCUAUUUAGUUAAAUGCAGUAACUGUUAAUCUAAUAAUAUUUUGACCAUUCGCUAAGUUACUUUCAAAUUAUCUGUACAUGAGAAAGGAAUAAUAUUUUCGCUAGAGGAUGCAUGCAGCAUGUGGACUAAUCACGUUUUCGAGUCUAUCUAUUGUUUAUUAUAUAUUACUUAAUUACUAUUCGCAGCUUUCUCAAAUAAAUUACAAGUAUUAACAUUCAAAAAUA